GAAUAGCGAUCAAUAAUACAGAACAGAAAGUGCGAAGAAACCAGACUUAAGGACUCGAUACAAUCUUGUUAUCUAUACCUGCUAAAACAACCUCAUAUCGUGCAAAUAAUGCAAAAUAAUGCAUUAUUUUUUCAGGUCUUUUUAGACAGUAGGUUAAAUGCAAUCGGGUUACAACAGGACGAUGAAAAGGCUUCACUGUCACGCAAGCACCAUUUACAGAAAUAUUUAAUUCUAAGACCAACUUAAACAUUAGCUAUUUAUCGCCUUAUUCACCUUAUACAAGCAAGUGAUAGGGGUGUAAUAUGUGGUUAAUGUGUGUUUCCCGUUCUCCUAUUGGCUGAGCCCAGGUUCACUCCUCACUCACAUUACUGAGACCUGCAGGUCCCUGAUUCGUUAAACCCGGCGCUCCGUGUCCUCCGGUUGGCUAAAAUGUCCACGUCAGCAGUCAAUUAAGUCAACGCCUUGCACUACACGAGAAACCUGAGGUAGAAACUUUUUCACAGUUCGUGUCUUCCUUCAGGAAGUUGUGACACAUGAUGGUGUUGUCAGGUGGUCCGGUAAACCAGAUGAAAUGUAAUUGUUGCAAACCAAAAGUCACACCUACUUCCUGAGUCGAACUUGUGCUUCUCGGCAGAGAGGAAAGUCGUUUGAAUUUUCUUUGAACAUUGGGUCUGCUUCUGUUGGUUUGCAGUUUUUAGAACGAAGAAAAGGUGAAUUUUUCUGAAGACCUUAAAAUUCAAACUAUGUUUAAUGGGACGAGAUUGAGAUGGUGAUCAUAUCCCGUGGGUGUUCGGUUUGAGCACAUAUACGUCCAGAGUAAAGUCACAGAUUUUGUUUUUAAAAUGAGAUUUAAAAUAAACAAGAGAAACGUACUGUUUUUAUCUUUUACUGCCCUUAUUGCACUGUCUCUCGGCUACAUUAUUCUUAAGAGUAACAGCUCACAGCGAGACAAUGAAAGAACAGUUUUAAGAAAAGAUAUUGAAAAUGCCAAUGAAAGGGGUGUCAUCCCAGUUUCUACGCCGAAUCAAGUCCGUAGGAAAUUCCAAUACGGGACUCUUUUUGAAAUGAAAAAAUCGGUGUAUGAAAGCAACUUGAGGCAGUUUAUCCGAAAUGCUGACAAGUUCCCUAAGGACCCCGAGCUGGUUAUAGUGGUUCAGGUCCACAACAGACCUGCCUACCUCAGAUUGCUCGUGGAAUCUUUGAGCAAAGCUUUCGCCAUCCACAACGUCUUGCUCAUUUUCAGCCACGACUAUUUCUCAGAGGAAAUAAGUGACAUUGUACAAGGAAUAACGUUCUGCAAGGUCUUGCAAAUCCAUUUUCCCUUCAGCAUGCAGCUGUACCCCCACGAGUUUCCGGGACAGGACCCGAGAGACUGCCCGAGAGACAUCUCAAAAGAGGACGCCAAAAAGAAGGGGUGCCUCAACGCGGAUUGCCCUGACUCGUACGGCCACUACCGGGAGGCUUCCUUCACACAAACCAAGCACCACUGGUGGUGGAAGCUGCACUUCGUGUGGGAGCGAGUGAGGGCCCUUCAGGGGUUCAGCGGCUACGUCCUCUUCCUCGAGGAGGACAACUACCUCUUGCCGGACUUCUACAGGUUUUUCAAGCGGAUGACGGAGCUGAAGCAAAGCGACUGCCCCGACUGCGACAUGCUGGUGCUCGGCAACCACGAGGCCCCACAGGAGUUCAGAGACUUGACGGACAAGUUGGAGACGUCGGGCUGGUCGUCCACCAGGCACAACAUGGGGAUGGGCAUCUCCAAGGAGGUUUAUUACAAGCUGAUGGGCUGCGCCCACGAAUACUGCACGUAUGACGACUACAACUGGGACUGGACCCUCCAGCACCUGUCAGGGUCUUGCAUACCGAAGCCCCUGAAGGUGAUGGCGGCUCGAGCGUCCCGGGUGCUGCACACGGGAGACUGUGGGCUGCAUCAGAAGGAGAGCUGCAACCCAGAGCAGGCUCUGCAGAAAGUGCAACAAGCUCUGCAGUCCUCCGGGAACUUCCUGUUUCCCCACGCUUUGGUUCUAGAUAAAGAGAGCUUGGUGGAACACAAGCCACACAUGAAAAACGGAGGGUGGGGUGAUCUCAGGGACCACACACUAUGCAAAAAUUAUGCCAAAAUUCUCUGAAGGAACAGAUUUUUUUCUUUAAAAGACAGGUGCCAUUAAAAAUAUGAGGGAUAUUUAAGACCCUGUGUGUGGGUAUCGCUGUGCUUUUUUUAAAGGGUUUGGAAUCAUUAGCACAGUAUUUACAUAACUGUUACAGGUGGACAAGAGCCCAGCACCAGGUAAUAAAAUUGCCUCAAGACCCCUCCCCCCUCCCAUCUAAAAAUGAUCUUCAACAUUCCAGCAUUCUUUAUUUCCAUGAAAAAGUCAUAGGUUUUGUUUAAGUUUUAUUUACAUUGAGAAAAACUCUUUGGGUGUUCUUCAAGUAGUAGGCAGCUGGCUUUAAUGGAAAACUGCACAUUAAGAAUAUAUACUUAAUAGUCAUAGGAAUGUCAGUCAUGCUUAUUGGAAAGAGCUGUGGUUAUAGAAUACCAAAGAAUUGCAUUUCUUCUCAUGGGUUUUCUUCUGAUGACAGUGUGCCCUGCACAGUUGUUCUGUGACAUCCUGUUAAACUGUGGAGUGGAUUACAAGUGUGCUUUUUGGCAUUUAAGACUUUGGGCAAUAUUUGUUUGAGACAUUAACGGGAAAGAUGUCACGACUGUUUCAUGAGAUGAAAAUACGCACAAAAUAUGAUUAGUUAUUACCUCACUGUUUUUUGUGCAGGCUGUACUUGCUACAUGCUUUACCCUGGUACAUGCUAUAAUUUGAUCCUAGCACUGUUCCAAUGGGGAGCAUAGAAAUGCUUAAACUGCCUUUUUCCAUCCAUUUUCUGCUGUCCAGCAUUUUCUGGUGUCGGUGUGAUCCAGUGGUGCCCAGCUGCAGACCUGGCGAGCAGCAGCUAUUUCUUUCCAGUUAGUUGAGCCAAUCAUUACCUUAAUCAGACCAAUUUCCCUUUUUCAGAAACUGUUGAAUUGAAAAAACCUACAAAUUUUGCUGCAUUCUAGUGAUCAAGAACUAGAGAUGCAUGCCUACU
This is a messenger RNA of Lepisosteus oculatus (spotted gar), 3078 nucleotides long. Its product is annotated as alpha-1,6-mannosyl-glycoprotein 2-beta-N-acetylglucosaminyltransferase. NCBI's taxonomy places the organism in Eukaryota, Metazoa, Chordata, Actinopteri, Semionotiformes, Lepisosteidae. The record is from RefSeq and is a predicted model, not a curated record. Gene Ontology annotation, biological process: oligosaccharide biosynthetic process; protein N-linked glycosylation. Gene Ontology annotation, molecular function: alpha-1,6-mannosylglycoprotein 2-beta-N-acetylglucosaminyltransferase activity. Gene Ontology annotation, cellular component: Golgi stack; Golgi membrane.